AUGAAGUCUCAGAAGAAAGGUGACCACAUCGCAGAUCUCAGAAAGGUAUUCGAGAGCAUGCGACUACACAAGCUCAAGAUGAAUCCCGCUGAGUGUGUUUUUGGGGUUCAAGCAGGAGAUUUUCUGGGAUUCAUUGUCCAUCAGAGAGGGAUUGAGGUCCCUGAAGAUAAGGCGAGCGCAGUCAUCAAUGCAACUGCUCCGCGAACGAAGAAGGACUUACAGCGUUUGUUGGGUAAGAUUAACUUUCUGCGAUGCUUCAUCUCUAAUUCUGCAGCAUGCAAGUUGCGGCACUACAUGUUGUCUUUUACUACUUACAUCAUCGCUCAGACCGACCUGGUCAAGUACAUGCUGUCGCGACCUAUUUUGAGAGGCCACAUUGGCAAAUGGGUAUUGGCCCUGUUCGAGUUCUCGCUCCAAUACGUUCCCCAGAAAGCAGUCAAAGGACAGGCCAUUGCAGACUUUCUGGCACAUCACCCUACCUUGGAUAUCCCGUUGGUGAGAGAGUUAGAGAUAGCGACAAUAACUACCACCCGACCAGAUUUGGCAUGCAAUCAAGAGUACGCCAUAUGGUAUCAAGCCACAGUCUCCUUGCAGCCCUGGGUAUUGUUUUUUGAUGGCUCUAGAACUAAAACAUUAGCAGGAGCAGGAAUUGUUCUGGAAAACCCAGCGGGCGAUCGUUUCUCUUACUCUUUCCAACUGGAGUUUAAGUGUACAAACAACCAACCUGAGUACGAGGCCCUUAUUAUUGGCCUAGAAGUCUUACUGGAACUGGGGGUAAGAGAUGUUCAGGUCCGCGACGAUUCCUUACUUGUGAUCAAUCACCUUCAAGAGAAAUACAGGUGUGCAAGCUGUUUGCUCGUCCCAUAUUUGAAUCGCGCCAUUGAGUUGUUGGAUCAGUUUGAUGACGUGGGCUUGGAGUACAUCCCUCACAAGCGCAACUUCACGGCCAACGAACUCGCUCAGCUGGCUACAUGCAUUACAUUAAAGUAUGGGGUUCGCGGGCGCAUUCUGAAAGUCGAGCGCCGCACACUGCCUUCAUGGCUCGCGCGGCCUGACCCUCCUGAUGAUCCAGUCAUCGCUGUCCUAGAGCCUAUUGACGUCGAUUGGCGCUUUCUGUUGAUCAAUUACCUCAAACACCUAGACCAAACAGCUGACAGGAAGACUCGUUUUCUUGCCUUGAAUUAUUUCCUCAGGGGUGACGAGCUGCGACGAUGUGGGGAGGAUGGCAUAGACUUCAGAUGUGUGUAUGGCCACGAAGCGAAACGAUUGAUGCGCAAAGCACACAUAGGAAUAUGA
Messenger RNA from Rosa chinensis, 1296 nucleotides. RefSeq lists its product as uncharacterized. The transcript has 2 exons. Gene Ontology annotation, molecular function: nucleic acid binding; RNA-DNA hybrid ribonuclease activity. The coding region runs from base 1 to 1296 and encodes 431 amino acids. The record is from RefSeq and is a predicted model, not a curated record. NCBI's taxonomy places the organism in Eukaryota, Viridiplantae, Streptophyta, Magnoliopsida, Rosales, Rosaceae.